UUUGAACUUUCCAAACUUAUAAAAAUGCAAUCUUUGUUGCGAAAAAUAACCUUCGUGCCCAUCGUCAUCAUCUCUCCCCUUUCUAAACCUACUAAAAGCUGCAAUCUUUCUGUUCAUCUCUCAAACCUCAUGUCUUGGUCUUGCAAGAAGUGUACUUUCAUUAACUCUCCAUCACCAAAACCCACUUGCCAAAUCUGUCUCUCACCUCCUUCACCCCCUCCACUACCUUCCUCUUCUUCAAAUCAAGAAACCCCAAAAUGGUCUUGCAAGGCUUGCACUUUCUUGAACCCGUAUAAGAACAGUAGCUGUGAAGUAUGUGGCACUAGAGGUUCUGUUUUUUCUCUUUCUAGUUUAGAGGAUUUGACCGAUACUAGUGGUCUUGAUGGUGAUGUGGAUUCUUCUGUUGGGUCUGUUUUCAUGCCCUUAAGGCAUUGUAAGAGGAAGGUUAGAGACUCAGUUGACGAUCAUCAAGAGGUUGGGUUUCGUGGGGUUAAGUCUUUGAACAAUGUCGAAGUUGGAGGUGAUGGGGAUUCUGCGGAAUUGGGUGCAUUCCAAGGGGUGAAAGCAUCAAACAAGGGAGUGACUGUUUUGAAGGAUGGAGGUGACGGCCAUAGUGUGAAAUUGGGUGGGUUUCAAGGGGUUAAAUCAUCAAACAAGGGAGUCACAGUUCUAAAGGUAUAUGCAGAUGAAAGUGAUGGGGCUAGUGUGAAAUUGGGUGCGUUUCAAGGUGCUAGGGCAUCAAACAAGGGAGUGGCUGUUUUGACAGAGGAUACAAAUUCAGCAGCAGUGCUUGGUUCCUUCAAGAUUUUGAGCUAUAAUGUUUGGUUCCGAGAAGACCUGGAGUUACAUAGGAGGAUGAAAGCACUUGGGGAACUUAUUCAACUACAUUCACCAGAUGUCAUUUGUUUACAGGAGGUUAUUCCAGAUAUAUAUGACAUAUUUCAGCGAUCCAGCUGGUGGAAAGCUUAUCAAUGCUCUGUUUCUUCUGAAAUAGCAAGUUCAAGAGGAUACUUUUGCAUGCAGUUAAGCAAACUGCCUGUAAAAUCCUUCAGCACUAAACCCUUUAUGAAUUCAAUAAUGGGGAGAGAACUUUGCAUUGCUGAGCUUGAAGUUCCAGGAAAAAAGUCAUUAGUUGUUGCCACUAGCCAUCUAGAGAGUCCUUGUCCAGCACCUCCAAAAUGGGAUCAGAUGUUCAGCAAGGAACGUGUGGAUCAGGCAAAGGAGGCCAUCAACCUUCUCAAGAAGAACUCAAAUGUGAUUUUUUGUGGUGACAUGAACUGGGAUGAUAAGUUGGAUGGUCAGUUUCCUUUCCCUGAUGGAUGGGUUGAUGCUUGGGUAGAGUUGAAGCCAGGGGACAAUGGAUGGACAUAUGAUACCAAAUCCAACCAAAUGUUGUCUGGUAAUCGUGCAUUGCAAAAGAGACUGGAUCGAUUCAUAUGCAGUCUCUGUGAUUUCAAGAUCAGUAAAAUUGACAUGAUUGGUAAGGAUGCAUUACCUGGCUUAUCAUAUAUGAAGGAGAAGAAAGUGAGAAAAGAGGUAAAGAUGUUGGAGUUACCUGUCUUGCCUAGUGAUCAUUAUGGUUUGCUUUUAACAAUAUCCGGUCUGUAAAGUUAGUAACGAUUUUAUCUAGCUGGACGAUCACGAUACAGUCAGGGAACAAAAAAAACCUUUGAGCAUACUUUGCAUGCAAUUUUGUACAAAACAAACUCAAAGAUGCAAAGGCCUGGAGCAGCUUGCAGAGCAUGCUGUUACAGAUUUUGUAUAAAACUCUUUGGAUCGAAAUGAUAUGAACGGUUUCUUGUAA
Populus nigra (black poplar) is the source of this 1804-nucleotide messenger RNA. RefSeq lists its product as uncharacterized. Bases 25 to 1608 code for a protein of 527 amino acids. Gene Ontology annotation, molecular function: 5'-tyrosyl-DNA phosphodiesterase activity; single-stranded DNA binding. Gene Ontology annotation, biological process: double-strand break repair. The record is from RefSeq and is a predicted model, not a curated record. Lineage: Eukaryota; Viridiplantae; Streptophyta; Magnoliopsida; Malpighiales; Salicaceae. Gene Ontology annotation, cellular component: cytoplasm; PML body. The transcript has 7 exons.